Asparagus officinalis (garden asparagus) is the source of this 1001-nucleotide messenger RNA. Its product is annotated as cyclin-D6-1-like. The transcript has 5 exons. NCBI's taxonomy places the organism in Eukaryota, Viridiplantae, Streptophyta, Magnoliopsida, Asparagales, Asparagaceae. The record is from RefSeq and is a predicted model, not a curated record. Gene Ontology annotation, biological process: regulation of cyclin-dependent protein serine/threonine kinase activity; mitotic cell cycle phase transition. Gene Ontology annotation, cellular component: cytoplasm; nucleus; cyclin-dependent protein kinase holoenzyme complex. Gene Ontology annotation, molecular function: cyclin-dependent protein serine/threonine kinase regulator activity. Bases 136 to 852 code for a protein of 238 amino acids.
ACAAACCAAGGUUGUGGUUCGGGUCCUGUUCCAAGAUCCGAAAAUGGGAAGCGCUCCGCUUUCCUUUCGAACCUCGGUCUCUUUUUAAACGGCCACCUUUAUUUUCCCUCUCUGCGCUCUCUCUCUAUCAAAGCAAUGGCGUUCAGACUUGAGGUCCCGCGUCCAGGCAUUCAAACGGAAGAUCUAUUCGCCAUUGAAUUCAACCACAGAACCUCCAUCUCGUUCCCCAUCGAUUUGAACCAACGCCAAUGGGUCGUCUUUUACAUCCGCAUGGCGGAGCGAUCCUGCAAUCUCCAUCCAAGAGUGGUCUAUCUCGCCAUCAACUACGGCGACCGCUUGAUCCACAACAACCAAGUACAGGAACCUCAUUACACCUCGGUCAUCGCGGCCGUUUGCCUCUUCCUCGCUUCUCGGCACUCAGAUUCAGGACGUCCCUUGAGCAUCUUCGACCUCAGGGAGGACGACGGGUUCGAGUACUUCUCUUACGACGAAGGUCACAGAGCUGAGGUGCAGGUGAUGAACUCCUUGAAUGGGGACCUGAAUUCGGUAACUCCGUUCGCUUUCCUCCAUUUCUAUCUCUCCAGAUUCUACCCUAAACCCAUCUCUCAACACUGGAACGUUCUCACGGAUCGCGCUUCUGAGAUGCUCUUCGAUAUCCAGACAGCGAGCGAGGGGAUUCUGAAGUACAGGCCGUCGGUGAUAGCCGCAGCUGUGCUUUUGUGCUCCGUCAAGGAACAGUUCCCGCGACAAUUUGCUGAGUUCUUACGCAACGUUAGCACCUUUGAACUUAUCGAGGAGGGUGACUUGGAGUCCUGUUAUCAUGAAGUGUGGCAAGUGCUACAUCCGCAAUAACGAGUGCGGGAUAAAUUCGAAGUGAGAAGAACUUUGAUGGCGUGGCAGAAUUUUGAAAGAAAUUUACAGUGUUGUUCAUAUGUACAGCUACUUGCAUUUGACUCCUCAGUGAACUGUAUAAAAACAGAGAAAGAAAAUAUUUGAAAGUA